CAUGCAUCACCCCCUUCCCCCGCAGCACCCGGCAAGAUGGCGGCGCCCGCGUCGCCCUUGGUUACUGCUCGCUGCUUGCUCCGGGCAGGGGCCCGGCGCCCCCCAGCCCGCGCGCUGCUGGCCCGCGCCGCCGCCCUGCCGAGAGCAUACACAGUUUAUGCUGCUGAGAAAGUAGCUCCUAAAACUCUAUCAGAUGCGAACUCUAAAGCCUUGCUGGUUUGCAGUGGACCACUGGAACACUAUGACUUUCUGAUCAAAGAAGAUGAUCUGAGGAGUGAUGAACAGCAAUGGCAAGUUGUGCGGUCUUUGCAGAAGUUACAUGAGAGCUUAAAAGGCUACAGUAUUAGUUCAAAAAACCUUCUAUCAAAGCUGUUUGCAAAAAGAAAACCUCCAAAAGGCCUUUAUGUCUAUGGAGAUGUUGGCACAGGAAAGACAAUGGUGAUGGACAUAUUUUAUUCUCAUCUGGAGGUAGAGAGGAAAAAGAGAGUCCAUUUUCAUGGCUUCAUGCUAGAUGUACACAAAAGGAUACACCGCCUUAAACAGAGCUUGCCAAAAAGAAAACCAGGACGUAUGGCCAAAUCAUAUGACCCAAUAGCCCCAGUAGCUGAGGAAAUAAGUGAAGAAGCUUGUCUCUUAUGUUUUGAUGAAUUUCAGGUCACUGACAUCGCUGAUGCCAUGAUUCUGAAACAGCUUUUUGAAAAUCUGUUCCAGAAUGGGGUGGUUGUUGUGGCAACAUCCAACAGGCCACCGGAAGACCUCUAUAAAAAUGGGCUUCAGAGAGCCAACUUUGUACCAUUUAUUGCUGUUUUGAAGAAAUACUGCAACACAGUCCAACUUGAUUCCGGAACAGACUACCGGAAACGGGUGCUUCCUGCAGCAGGGAAGCUUUACUACCUCACAAGUGAAGCUGAUGUGGAGGCUGUCAUGGAUAAGUUGUUUGAUGAGCUGGCUCAGAAACAAAAUGAUUUAACUAGACCAAGGAUUCUAAAAGUGCAAGGCAGAGAGCUGAGGCUGAAUAAAGCAUGUGGAACCAUUGCAGACUUCACAUUUGAAGAGCUGUGUGACAGACCACUUGGAGCCAGUGACUAUUUGGAAGUAUCUGACAAUUUUGAUACGGUCUUUGUUCGCAACAUACCACUAUUGACAAUGGCACAAAGGACUCAAGCUCGCCGCUUUAUUACUCUUAUUGAUACAUUUUAUGAGCACAAGGUUCGUAUUAUUUGUUCUGCAUCCAUGCCUCUCCAAAGCUUGUUUCUGCAAGAAUACCAUGAUGGUGGGCUGGAGGAAAGUAGGGUAUUGAUGGAUGACUUGGGGUUGAGCCAGGAUUCAGCUGAAGGACUUUCCAUGUUUACAGGAGAGGAAGAAAUCUUUGCAUUUCAACGUACCAUCUCACGGCUUACAGAAAUGCAGACUGAGCAGUACUGGAAAGAUGGAGACAGAAGCAAGAAACAUUCAAUAAAGAAAAUAGUUAUGUUGGCUACGCAUGUUCUUCAAAUACUUUUUAAAGUCUUCACACACUUAAUUUAUAAAUGUAAGAUAUAUUAUUCCUAUGGGGUGAUUAUAAGUGGUAAAUUUUAAUGUAUGAUAUUUAUUUAAAAUAUUUCUACCAUAGGUGAAUUUGCAUGGUUUGCAUUUAAUUAGGAAUUUCUAAAGAAUAGACAUAUUCUCAAAGUAGAUUUAAUAUAUAAUGUCCCAGGAGAGGAGCUGCAAAUGUGAUUGAGAUGAGUGUUUUUAUUUUUUAAGCUCAUAUAUUCACUCAAUUUUUUCAAAAAUAUUGAAGUCUUGGCUGAUGUGCCUCAUGAAUCCUCAGGCUAAACAUGACUUUUUUUUCUUUUUUUAACUCUGACAGUGCUGUCCUGCACUAUAUGGUGCAAAAGAAAUAGAAGAGCCAAAAUUUAAGAGCAACUGGGAGAGGGGUUUUGGGGCUCAUGUGGAGAGAUGCUGCUACUAUAUAUAGGUUUCCAUUGCUACCACAGUGUCUAGGCAAGAGAAUUGAAUUGUCUCUCAUUGAUAGGGUGUAACGAGUAAUUAAAUUUGUUAGUUCAACAUGCCCACAAUAGGUGUGUGUAUAUGUUCUCAGUUGUAUCUCUGUUUUGCAUCCCUACUAGUUUGGCUGAAACUUUUCAAUGUUCUACUUCCUGGUUAUCUAUCUCAAAUUGUCUAGCUUCCAAAAGCAGUAACCUCUGAGAAGUUUUAAAAGGCCUUCUAGGAUAAAUUGCUGAGUCAAAGAGAAUUAUGAGGGGAGAUCAAGCCCCCAUAAGUCGAUGCCACUUCCCAAACAUGUUCAUAAAAUAGAAGCCAGGAUUAUUGUUUGGCCCAGGCUCCUUACUCCACAAGAGUGUCAUAGUCUGGAACUUUUGGGAAGCAUUUGUAAUAGUCAUAGAAAAGUUGGUGGAGGACUUGUGGAGAGCCUGACACCAAGACAAGCAAGUCAUAAUUUUGUACUGUACUUAUUGAUGAACUAGCAAAUUGCACAUCAAGAAUGAUGGGCAGGUCAGGAUGGAGCCCUGUAUCUGGCAGUCCCCCGCCCUCUCUUCCCCACACUUCCCCUGCCAGGUUGGGUUCAGUCCCACUCCUCGCCUCUCCCACCCUCGGGUCAAGCCUGGGCCCACUCCUCCCCCCGUCCCCCGCCGGGUCGGGCGCAGGCCCAGGCCCUCUUCUCCCCCUCCCCCACCAGGGUCAGGGCCAA
Messenger RNA from Alligator sinensis (Chinese alligator), 2689 nucleotides. It is a transcript of the gene AFG1L, whose product is annotated as AFG1 like ATPase. Bases 37 to 1578 code for a protein of 513 amino acids. The record is from RefSeq and is a predicted model, not a curated record. Lineage: Eukaryota; Metazoa; Chordata; Crocodylia; Alligatoridae. The transcript has 14 exons. Gene Ontology annotation, molecular function: ATP hydrolysis activity; ATP binding. Gene Ontology annotation, cellular component: mitochondrion; cytoplasm.